AUAUCAGUUUUCCCGAAGCCGGCGAAGAAGUAAUGUCCAUCUGGACUGAUCUCGCACGCCAGAUUUUUGUAUAGGUUGUUGGAGAUCAAGAUUGAAUACAUUGCAGGAAAUAAAGAGAGUCAACUAGAGAUAAAUCCUGUUCCUUCCGCACACCAUGGCCGGUCAGAUGGUGUGUCACUACGAGGUGCUUGGUGUCGAGAGAGACGCUGGAGAUUCUGAACUGAAGAAAGCCUACCGGAAACUGGCUCUGAAAUGGCAUCCUGACAAGAAUCCUGACAACAUCACCGAGUGCACAGAGAAGUUUGCUGUUAUCCAGAAGGCUUUUGAUGUGCUGGCUGACCCUCAGGAGAGAGCUUGGUAUGACAAGCACAGGGAAGCAAUACUCAAGGGCUAUGGGGAUGACUAUGAAGGUAGCUCCAUCAAUCUGAUGCAGUAUUUCACAGCUUCAGCUUACUCUGGUUUUGGUGACGAUUCCAAGGGUUUCUACACAGUGUACACCGAGGCAUUCUACAAAAUAUCGGAAGAGGAUCUGAAAUUCGCGAGCGGCGAUAAAGACAAAGAUUUUGAGAUCCCUCAAUUUGGAUCCUCGGACAGUUCUUAUGAGGAGGUGGUGCAUCCGUUCUAUGCUUACUGGCAGAGCUACAGUACGUCUCGGUCAUUUGUCUGGAAGGAGACUUAUGAUACCAGGGAUGCGCCAAACCGAAGGGUGGCCCGAUUGAUGGAGAAGGAUAAUAAGAAACUGAGGGAUGCAGCGAAGAAAGAAUGGAAUGAAGAAAUCAGGGCAUUGGUGUCGUUUGUUCGCAAGAGAGACAAGAGGGUCCAAGCCUACAGGAAACGUUUGGAGGAGAAAAACGCCGAGCGAGCAAGACUAGACGCAGAGAAGAGGAAACAAGAGAGGAUAGAAAGAGAAAAGCAAUUCCAGGAGUAUGCCAAGCAAGGAGCAGAGGUCCGUGCCGAGAUGGAAGCAGAACUGAGGCAGAUGGAGGCAGCUCUACAGGAGGAAUUCGGAGACGACUCGGCAAGCAGUGCAUCAGGUUCAGAAGAGGACAACCAGGAGGAGGAUUUUCUAAACGAUUUGUUUUGUGUCGCAUGCAAUAAGGAAUUCAAGAGUGACAAAGCAUUUGCCAAUCAUCAGAAUUCCAAGAAGCACAAGGAGAAUGUGGCUUUCCUCAAGGAGCAGAUGGCCGAGGAGGAAGAGGAGAUUGCCGAUGGGAGGCAGGAGGAAGACAGCUCCAAGGAGGAGGAGGAGGAGGUAGAUGAUGAUGCAGAUCUUGGAGAUUUACUUCAAGACAGUAAUGACGAUGAUGGAGAUGGGAUUCCAGAGAGUAACCAGCCAAAGAAAAAUAAAUUAUCUAAGAAGCAGAAGAAGAAAAGAAAACAGCAACAAGCGGCUGAAAGGUCCAAACCAGUCCAUGACGACGUUCUGGAAGAUUUGCCAUCACAUAUCGCCGACCGUCUCAAGAUGACAUCUCCAGAGAGAAGCCAAGAGGCAGACGAAGAAGACAAAGGGAUGGAUGAGGAUAAGGAGACAGGAGAAGAUGACAGGACAGGGGAAGUGGAUCCUUGCGAGAGACUUAAUGGCUCGGUGGAGGAUGCGGAGGAAUCAGAGAAGCCGGCUGUGAAGCUAAAAGGGAAGAAAGCUAAGGAGGCAAGGAGAGCUGCAAGGGAGAAGACGGCGAACCAGGAACAGAAGACAAAAGUCCAAUCAGCGAGUGAUGAUCCUGUUGUGUGCAAUGUCUGUCGGAAUGAGUUUCCAACAAGAAACAAGCUCUUCAAUCACAUCAAAUCAUCUGGACAUGCCCUUCAUGUACCCAGCAUGCAUCGGACAGUCGAUGGCGGUGAAAAAAGCGGUGCUAAAAGCAAGAAGAAAGGACGGAAAAAAUAACACCUGGUGUAGUUUAAAACUUAAUACAGUUAGUAACUUAUGUUGUAUGGCAGACGUACAAGCAUUUCAGUGUUUUGAUAAAAAAAAUUUUGAUCAACCAUCUAUAGUAGACGAGCAUUGUGAAUUUCACAAUUCUGAUUGUCCAUAACUGUGAACAGAAACUAGGGGUGUGGGCGGGAUAAAACAUUAAUAAAAUAAUUGGCAGAGGGUUUUGAGGGUCGUCGGGGGCCCCAGGGCAACGUAGGGGUCUAUGUCAUAUGUUCGUAUUUGUCAUAAAACGACCCUUAAAAUACCAAUGGCAUUUCUUCUAUUCUAUAUAAUUUUUUAAAGGUAAAAAAAAACACCUUUAGGCCAAAAAAAAAAGUCUCCGGUUUCUGGUAUACGCGUGCGUCGUCGUAGCCAUGCGCGUCGGCAAAAUGAAGACAAUCAUGGAAAGAAUGAAGUAUGUAGUUUCCAGACGCCACCUCUUCAGUUGUGUACACAGUCUAUGGAAAGUCAAGAAAAUUGUCGAAGUAUUUCCUAACAAAAUUGGAAAUGUUUCUCAGUCUCAGAUUCAUGUCUUUUCAACAUUUUUGCAAUGACUGACCUUUAUUGAGAUGAUAUAUUAAGAGAAAAGUGGCGUCAGGUUGCAACAUUCUUUCCUCAAUCAUGUGCUGAGCACCUGGACUACGUACAAACCUGCAAAUCCAAGUUUGAAGCCACCCCAAAAAAAUCCUGUUUGAAAUACGCAUAAACAUGGUAGCCUCUCAGACAUAAUAAAUUGCAAUGAUAUAUUUAUUGACAACAUUAAAUUGCAGUUAAAUAUUUAAUAAAUACACAUAUUCAUUUCCAAAAAGUCUGCUCAUUACCCAACAAAUAUUUUCUUUGGGUAUUCAAAAAUAUACGGUAACUUAUGUUAAAUAAAUCAUGUGAUAUUUCUGUAUCACAGCAGGAAUAAAAAACUGAGAUAUUUCAUAAAUAAAAGCAUUUUGUUUCCUUUCUUGUGUGAAUAGUACUCAAAUAUAAAUGUAAUCCUAUAUUUUGCAUAGUAUUUUCAAAUACUAACAAUACGUUUACAUUUUUUUCUCUUUUGUCCAAAUGUUAAUUUGAUUAUGUAACAACUAGAGAUCAUGAAAUAUUACAAAAUGACCAAAUGUUCAUUCUUUUCUCUUCAUCAGCAUGCAGAAAUAUACAAAUUCUGAAAUAUAUCUCAAGUUUGAAAAGCUUUUUAAGAAAAUCACCGUAAAAAGUUAUGCUAAUGAGAUGAAGUCAUCCAUGUCUCUCGAUUGCUUUUGAGUUCAUGACCAGCAUAUCCAACGACGAAAUACAUAAAUCAGACACAAAAAAGGGGUUUCCAGAAAGACGUUCAUAAGGAACUCAAUAAAUAAAUUGUUGCUUUGUAAGAAACAAAAUUCCUUUGAAAAGCAUACACUUCCUUUGGUAUAAACAAUCUUUUCAAAUAUUUUGGUUUACUUCCACCGAAAAACAUAAAAAAGAAUUUUAAACUACUACCCAGAAUCCGUUUGCACAUUUCCGAAGAAAAAUCAAUAAUUAAAAAAAAAAAAAUCAUAUGUAUCAAUAUAAAAUAAAUUAUACAAUUAAAUAAUUGUUUUGACAUAAUUCAAAUUCAAAUUCAAAAUAAUUACAAACAAAAAAGGGAAAAGGUUAAAGAACAGCACUGCCUGACAGUGCUCCUAUGUACAAGUAUAAGCCACUUAUUCACAAUAAGAACGGUUAGAGGUAUCAAUUCAUGCACAAGAUUCAUUACAUUUUACACACAAAUCUGUAAUUUUUAAAAUGUUCAUUGAACACUUUAUUAUACCCGUUCAAAUCAAUGUGGAUGCUUGUUUGUGUCAAGUCACUCUGCAGAAAUGGGAAUUAUAGGCAUAUAGGAUCAUUUGCAUUUAUGCCAAAAAUAACCUACCAAAUUAUUGUCAAAAGUUUGCUUGGAU
Patiria miniata (bat star) is the source of this 3816-nucleotide messenger RNA. RefSeq names its product dnaJ homolog subfamily C member 21-like (gene dnajc21). Gene Ontology annotation, cellular component: cytoplasm. The record is from RefSeq and is a predicted model, not a curated record. The transcript has 12 exons. The coding region runs from base 155 to 1885 and encodes 576 amino acids. Lineage: Eukaryota; Metazoa; Echinodermata; Asteroidea; Valvatida; Asterinidae. Gene Ontology annotation, molecular function: nucleic acid binding; zinc ion binding.